CGUCAUUACGGUACCCGGAAGUGCUUUUGAAUGAAAGCGGUCCUUGUUUCUUUGAAGGAAUAAAGAGAACAAACAAACAAACAAACAAAUAAACAAACAAACGGACAGAUAGGCGACCAGUCGCGCGCAGCGGGGUGUCCUCCUGCGCGCGCAGUGAACGGGAGAAUCAGCGGCGCGUGAGCGCGCGAGAGAGCGUGACAGUGAGGGAGAGCGUGUGGUGUAGUGUGCGUGUGCGCGCGCUGCGGCGGAGCGACAUGAACAGCAUGAGCGCGAGCGGCUCCUCCGGCACGUUCAGCCUGCAGGACUGCGAUGUGAUCGGCUUCGAUCUGGACCACACGCUCUGCAGAUACGACCUGAAGGAGACCAGCAGGCUCAUAUAUGAGAGUUUUGCCCAAUAUCUGGUGGAACAUAAAGGCUACGAUAAAGACCUGCUGAAUCUGACUCCAACCGCCUGGGACUUCUGUUUUAAGGGCCUGGUGGUGGACUUGGAGGAGGGGUACCUGGUCAAACUGGCUGAGGACGGAACCGUUCUACGCGCAACUCACGGCACUCGGGAUCUGAGCCAAGAGGAGAUAAUAAAGCACUACGGUCCAAAACGAGAGUGGAAGCAUUUCAACAGCCUCAACAGCACCUUUACACGCUCAGCUAAAUAUUAUUUCUAUGACAACUACUUUGACCUUCCUGGAGCUCUGCUCUGCGCUCGGGUGGUGGACGUGCUGAACAAGCGAGGCUGUGAAGUUACGCCUGACUUUUGGAAGGACAUGGUCGCUGCCAUUGAUCACAAUUACAACACGUCUGCAUUCCGAGAGGAUUCCGGCUGGUAUUUCCCGCGAGUGAAGCGCGAUCCAGGCCGCUUCCUGCAGCCGUGUUCAGCCUCGGUGCGCCGCUGGCUCCGUGGCCUGAAGGAAAACGGAAAAAUCCUCCUCCUCAUCACCAGCUCCCACUCAGACUACUGCAGACUGGUCUGUGAUCACAUUCUCGGGAAGGACUUUGAGGAUGUUUUUGACGUCAUCAUCACGAAUGCUCUGAAACCGGGUUUCUUCUCCCUCAUUCCUCAGCAGAGACCCUUCAGAACACUGGUGAACGACGUGGAGGAUUCUGAGGGUCUUCCUGGUCUGGAGAAGCCCGGCUGGUACUCUCAGGGAAACUGGCCCCACCUGCACGACCUGCUGAAGAAGAUGACAGGCAGAGUUGAGCCUCGGGUGGUGUAUUUCGGGGACAGUAUGCGGUCUGACAUGUUUCCGGCGUUCAGUUUUGGGAAGUGGGAGACGGUGAUGAUUGUAGAGGAAAUGGAGGGAGAGGGUGUGGCCAGAGCAAACCCCGCCCCCAGCCAGCCAGCUGAGAAGAAGAGCAAAUUUGAGGACCAGGCUAUGAAGACCCCCUCCGCGGCCUCGCAGCAGUGGGGUUCGUAUUUUGUGGACGUUCAGAGGGACGAAGGUGGAGAGGAGCGGCUCAGACUGACCUGGUGCUCCCACUGCAUUCACACGUACAGCACUAUGGCCAUACCCAGCAUAGAGGCUAUUGCAGAUUUGCCUCUGGAUUAUAAAUUCCCACGGUUUUCCCCGGAUAAACCCAGCACUACAGGCUAUUACCCCCGACCACCGGACACGCUUCUGAAGAGAGAGGAGAACCAAUCUUGAACCCACACACACUGGAACGGCACUGAGAGUGUGUGUGUUACGGAAUGUGAAAGAAUGUGUGUGUUAUGGAAGAUAACAGGACUGAUUGUUUUCACAUGAUUGAAGUUCAUACUACACAUACCUAAAUGGCCUCAUCACUAUAGAGCACAACACCACCUGACACUAUAGAACUCCACUGUCAUUACUAACCCCCACAGCACCAUAGAACUCAAUCCCACCUCAUUACUUCAGAACCUAACCCACCCCAUCAUCAUAGAACCCAAAACCACCCCAGCAAUACAGAAAUCCAAUCCUACCCCAACACCUCAGUGCUGGUGUGAAACUGUGUGUGUGCUGUUUAGUGUUUCUCAUCCACAGUGCCAGUGAACCAUACAGAACCGUACUGACCCAUACAGAACCGUACUGACCCAUAGAGAACUGUACUGAACCAUUCUGAACCGUACUGACCCAUACAGAACCGUACUGACCCAUAGAGAACUGUACUGAACCAUUCUGAACCGUACUGACCCAUACAGAACCAUACUGACCCAUAGAGAACUGUACUGAACCAUUCUGAACCGUACUGACCCAUACAGAACCGUACUGACCCAUAGAGAACUGUACUGAACCAUUCUGAACCGUACUGACCCAUACAGAACCGUACUGACCCAUAGAGAACUGUACUGAACCAUUCUGAACCGUACUGACCCAUACAGAACCGUACUGACCCAUACCGAAAUGUAAUGACCCAUAUUGAACCGUACUGAAUAGUCCCAAACAGUACUGAACUGAACUGUACUGACUCGUACCAAACCAGCACUGAAUCACUACUAAACUUGUACUGAAUUGUACUGAACCAAACCAAUCAAGGACUGAACCGCACUAUACGUUAAUGAAACUACAUACUAACCUGUACUGACCUGGACUAUACUGUCCCAUAGUGACCCAUACCGCCUGGACUGUACAGAACUGUACUGACCCGUACCGAUGCAGACUGUAUUGACCGUACGCAACCGGACUGUAGACGACCAUGAAUGGACUGUAUGUGUGUAUUAUUGUUUACAGCACCUCACAGUGAAGAUUCUUUAAUGAAGUGUUUAAAACGUGACGUUCGUGAUCAUUGGCUUCUUCUAUCUCGUGGUUGUUCCUGAUUGGCUGUUUAAAGGUGUAAAGCUGCUCUCAUUGGUGAAUGUGUGGCUCGUCGCUCCUGAGCAAACAGCUGAAUGUUCAGGCAUUUCUCUUGCAAUAAGAUUAGACUGUAGUGUUCAGGAGCCCAGACUCAGGCGUGGAGAGAGAACACCAUCAGCGUAUCCAUCACGCUCCAUCGUCCAGUGUGUCACAGUGACUCUGUGUGUUUCUAAGGGGUUUAUCUUGUCUUUGGGGGAUUUUCCUUUCAGAGUAUUUCUGAGGCUGUAUGUAAUCCUCCAGGUCAGACGACGGGGUUCAAGCCUUUUUAAGUCUGUGCCGUUGUGAUCAUCGUGGUGUUGUAGUGUGUGUAGAGGACUAUGUCCAUCCAGCUGUCUGUGCAGAAAUAAACGUCCAGAAAUAAAGAUGUUCUCCUGCA
Molecule: messenger RNA, 3183 nt
Organism: Pygocentrus nattereri (red-bellied piranha)
Lineage: Eukaryota; Metazoa; Chordata; Actinopteri; Characiformes; Serrasalmidae
Gene: nt5dc1
Product: 5'-nucleotidase domain containing 1
Exons: 12
Coding region: 255-1640 (461 amino acids)
Molecular function (GO): 5'-nucleotidase activity
Source: RefSeq, a predicted model, not a curated record